Messenger RNA from Tripterygium wilfordii, 2537 nucleotides. RefSeq names its product O-fucosyltransferase 8. NCBI's taxonomy places the organism in Eukaryota, Viridiplantae, Streptophyta, Magnoliopsida, Celastrales, Celastraceae. The record is from RefSeq and is a predicted model, not a curated record. The coding region runs from base 399 to 2288 and encodes 629 amino acids. The transcript has 10 exons.
UUUGCGAGUGUGGUUGCGUUUCUCGCUUUCGAUUCACUCAUCUAAAUAUGCACAUCGCUGUCACCUGUUUGUUAGCUUCAUUUCCAAUUUAUACUUUGAUCUUCUUGUUUUAUCAGUCAUCUUUCCUUAUUCUUAAUGUCAUUAUACGCCAACAUGGCUCGAAAUCAACAGGAUUAGUUGGGUUGUUUAGUGUGAUAGAGAGAGACAGAAUAAAUAAACAAAGAAAUAAGUUUUCUUGUAGUUGUCACUCUAACAACAAAUAAUAAGUUUUCUUGUUAGAAGUGAGAUUUUAUAUAUGAAUCCAGGAGCAUAAAGGUUUGAUCUUUUUUUAAAAUAAGAAAUGGAGUUUUUGUGUUCUUGAUGAUUGAUUGCUUGAGGUUCUGCUGAGAGAUCCUGUAAUGGGAAAGCAAGGGUCUCGGAGAAGCCCACGUCCGGAAUCCCGGAUUGCUGACUUGUCUGUUGGGAUGAAAGAUUAUAAGCUUAGAACCUCAGAUAAUUCAGUAGGUGGUGAUCCAUGUAUUGGUAGGAGAAAUUCAGGAGGGGAUAUCAAUUGGAAUUCAAAAGUUACAUUGGCUGAUACCUUUAAAAGUGAUUAUGGAAAACCUGGACCUUUUAAGGGAGUUCAUGUGGGGAAAAAGCAUAUGUGGUUCCAGAAGCACAUGAGGUCAAUUGUUUUCAUGUUCAGUUUUAUGGGUUUCCUUUUCCUGCUUGAUUCUUUCAUGGUAUCCAUCUUUGCUUCAGUGAAUAUACAUAAUAGCUCAAACUCCAAUCAUUCAAGUGUCCUUAAGAAGGAAAGCGCUGCCCACAUAAAUGAGACAGAAGCACCAGUACAGAUGUAUUCCAGGCUUCUGAAUUUGGCCUCAGCUUCUCUUGCCGAGAAAGAGUUUAAGCAAGAGAAAUCAGUUUUCUGGGAAGAAUCAAAUCGCUUGGCAUCUGUAUGGAAACCCUGUGCAUAUACAAAAGGUCCCACCACCAAUUUAGAAAAUUCUGGCAGAAGUAAUGGCUAUAUGCUGGUUAGUGCAAAUGGCGGUCUCAAUCAACAACGAGUUGCUAUAUGCAAUGCGGUUGCCGUAGCAUCUCUGCUUAACGCAACUCUAGUUCUUCCCAGAUUUCUUUACAGUAAUGUAUGGAAGGAUCCUAGCCAGUUUGGUGAUAUUUACCAAGAAGAUUACUUUAUGAAUACCUUGAAGGAUGAAGUAAGCAUUGUAAAAGAACUUCCAUCACAUUUGAAAUCAUUAGACAUUGAAGCCAUUGGUAGCCUAAUUACAGAUGCAGAUAUAAUGAAGGAGGCAAAGCCCUUUGAUUACUCUAGAAAAGUACUUCCACUUUUACUACGUAAUGGAGUAGUUCACUUCCUUGGAUUUGGAAAUCGACUCGGCUUUGAUCCAUUGCCUUUAAAUAUUCAGAAACUAAGAUGCAGGUGUAACUUCCAUGCUUUGAAGUUUGUACCAAAAAUUCAACAAGUUGGGUCAUUAUUGAUUGGAAGGAUAAGGAAAUAUGAAGGCACCAGGAGUUUGGUGGACAAGCAACUGCUUGGAAACUUUAUGCCAGACAUUCCCUUAAAAAAUCACAAUGCCACAGUAGGCCCAUCCCGGUAUCUUGCUUUACACAUGAGAUUUGAAGUAGAUAUGGUGGCCUACUCCCUAUGUGAUUUUGGGGGUGGAGAAACUGAGAGAAAGGAACUUCAAGCCUAUAGAGAAGUCCAUUUCCCUCUGCUCCUUGAACGCUUGAAGAUCUCCAAGCCUAUUUCACCGGUGAAGCUGAGAAAGUUGGGAAGAUGUCCACUAACACCAGAGGAAGCUGCUCUUGUUCUUGCUGGUCUCAGUUUACGACGUGGAACUUAUAUUUAUAUGGCUGGGUCUCAAAUAUAUGGAGGAGAAUCCAAGAUGCAUCCAUUCACCAGCCUCUAUCCCAAUGUUGUCACAAAAGAAACACUCCUCACACCCAGUGAACUGGCACCUUUUAAGAACUUCUCUUCUCAGCUAGCAGCAUUGGACUUCAUUGCUUGCGCAUCUGCUGAUGUGUUUGCGAUGACCGACUCUGGUAGCCAACUAGCAUCGCUGGUUUCAGGAUUCCGAACUUACUAUGGUGAUGGCCAUGCACCUGUAUUGCGGCCCAACAAAAAGAGGCUAGCUGCAAUUUUGUCGGAGAGUAGCACCAUAGGAUGGGAAAGCUUUGAAGGCAGAGUGAGGAAGAUGAUUGAGGAGGGUCAAAGGGUGCGUGUGAGAGGUUUUGGCCGAAGUAUUUAUCGACUGCCAAGAUGCCCAGAAUGCAUGUGCAAAUCUUAAUAUCAUUCAUGCUGACAACUUCGGAAGUUUUAAUUUCACUUUGGCCACUGAUACUAAUCAUAUCACAACACAAGCAAAAGCAACUUUGCAUUUCACGAACCCGAGACCAGCUAUGCUGGGGAUUGUUCUGCAUUCAAGCCCUGGUAUGUACAUGAUCGACCAUGUGAUUUUUUAAGUUUGUUCUUCGCUGUUAAUUUUCUAUUGCUUCAAUUCUUUGUGUCGUUAUUUCAAUAAUCUUUAAAUGGUUGU